Molecule: messenger RNA, 396 nt
Organism: Lodderomyces jiufengensis
Lineage: Eukaryota; Fungi; Ascomycota; Pichiomycetes; Serinales; Debaryomycetaceae
Exons: 1
Coding region: 1-396 (131 amino acids)
Source: RefSeq, a predicted model, not a curated record
AUGACUACAACUAAGCAACCUAAAUCUGGUGAAUUAAAAACUUAUGAUUUAAAAAUUGAUGAUGAUACAUCAGAUUAUCAAGAUGAAAAUUUAACACCAAAUCAAUUAAGAAACAGAUACGUUAAAAUCUUGUUAGAAGAAAGAGAAAGUAAAACAAUUCAAGGUAUAAAUGGUCCAACUUCAUUAGUUUCAACUACAAAAUUAGAAAUUCCAAAAUUAUUAUCAAUGUCAAAAAUUUUAAGUGAAUGGUGUAAUAAAAUGGAAAAGAAAAAUUUUAAAAACUAUGAUUUGUAUUAUAAUGGUUACAAAAUCCAAGAAAAUGAUACUGCUAGAGCAUUACAAUUAAGAAAAGAUGAUAUUAUUUAUGCUAUUGCUGAUAAAUCACGUAAAAAGUGA